GCGUUAAACCCUUUAGUGCUAGUGUGAUGGGAACAAGCUAUGAUCCCAUAGCAGUAUGUGUAAUUAUAUUAAUUAUAUUUGUGGUGUCUACUUGAGUAGCUGCGGUGCUGACAGCGUUUGUAUCAAAGCAGUCGAUUAGAUUAUAAGCAAAGGUGCUGAAGUUCAGGCGUGUCCAAUGGAAUCCUCUUGGCUAAAGGUGUCAUGCUUGCUGUGCGUUUUUGGAUUUCUGAGAGAAAUUCGCCCAUCAGAGCCGUAUCAUGCGGAGAUUCUGUUAAGCGAUUGGUAUAAUGUAACACAGGAGGAGGUGAAUCGAUCAGUUUAUCCCAUUGGCACAUACUCUUAUCUGGCGCUAUUAAUUGUUGUAUUUCUCAUCACCGAUUUUCUAAGGUACAAACCGCUAAUUAUCGCUAAUGCAUUUACUGGCAUUUUAAUCUGGAGUGGGCUGAUAUGGACAAAAACGCUUUUGGGUAUGCAAAUUGUAGAAGUCUUUUAUGGCUUCUAUCAGGCAAUGGAGGUUGCCUAUUAUACGUAUAUCUACGCCAAAGUUGAGAAAAAGUAUUAUCCACGAGUUACCUCCCAUACAAGAGCGGCCAUGCUUGUUGGCAAAUUGUUUGCCGGAUUGCUGGCACAAGUCUUGAUAAGCUUUCAGUGGAUGGACUUUAGGCAAUUGUUGUACAUAUCAGCAGGCUCACAAGUGCUUGCUCUCCUCUGGUCGUUUCUUCUGCCAAAUGUUAAGCAGAGCAUAUAUUUUCAUCAUCAGUUUGAUGUAAAUCUAGAAAUUGCUGAGAACCCUGCAUCGCAAAAUGGCAUAGAGAGCACUAAUGCAAAAUCUUCAGUUGCUCAAGACACUGCUAAGCCAUUGCAACUGCUGUGGUCACAUUUCUGCAGUGCCUACUCGAAUUCAUUAGUCUUACAAUGGAGCAUGUGGUAUGCAAUAGGCUUGGCUGGUUAUCUACAGGUUACCACAUACAUGCAAGUUGCCUGGAAAUCAUUUGAAAACGAACCUGAUGUUGUUUGGAAUGGUGCAAUAGACGUAGCUUUUACAGCAUUGGCUGCUCUGUUCUCCUUAUUAGCAGGCUAUUUGCAUGCUGGUCGCUUAAAAUCACGCACCAGCUUAUUAUCUUUGGCUCUUCUAUCUGCUCUCGAAGGUGGCUGCAUUCUAUUGUCGUCCUGGACAAGCAACAUAUACUUAUCGUAUCUAGGCUAUGUGCUGUUUGGCGCUCUGUAUGGCUUUACAAUUACUGUAUCAAGCGCGGAGUUGGCAAGCUGCUUGGUGGAGGAUAGCUUUGCCCUAAUCUUUGGAAUAAAUACUCUUAUUGCACUAGCCUUGCAAUCAAUGCUAACAGUCGUUGUGGUAUCUGAAACUGGAGGACUUAACCUGAACACUUUUGAACAGUUCACGGCCUACGCAUUUUAUUUUAUAAUAUGUGGUCUUGUGUAUUUUAUAGCCGUCAUUGUGCAAUGCUGUUUUAAUCGUUCUCAAAGUAGUAAGCGCCACGAAACAGAAUAAAUAAUAUAAAUUGGUAUAACCCUAAGUUAAACAUAGCAAGCAUUGACUUGUCAAGUAAACUUUGCCGAGGAAUAUUUUAUUAACAUUCAUUCAUAUAUAUGCCUUAUCAGCAGUCGCACUGUUUUAUAUUUUAAAUUUGUUUGCUAAAUCUUUCGGCCUAAACCAAAGCUUUGUCUAACUUUUCGAUGCAAAAUCAAAACCGAAGAAUGAACGGCCUGCAGGUGCUAACAGGCAAUAGCCAACAGAUGCCAAGAGGCCAUAGCCAACAGAUGCCAAGAGGCAAUAGCCAACAGAUGCCAACAGGCAAUAGCCUCAUUAUUUAUGGCGAUGGACUUAUUCUUGGCGGUGGCUCGUAUCCUGCUGCAGAUUUGCAGCUUGCAGGUUUGCAAAUGCAACCAGCUCCUCCGCCUCAAGAGCAACGCUUGCAGCCACAGCAUUUGCGGCACUUACCCCAAGAGCAACCUGUCAAUGCUAGAGCACCAGGCAGACAGUCGCAGCGAAUUCAGCAACAGCCACCAUUCAUGCAACAGCAGCAGCAACAACAACAACAGCGACUCCAACCGUAUAAUCCUUAUGGCAAUCAGCAAUUCAGCGGCAUGAAUCCAGUACAACCAAAUUUUAAUGGCGGUGGUACCUGUAAUGUCCACAACGGCUACAAGCCAGUUACGGGCCCACAGGCAGAAGUAUAUAAUUACGGCAACAUGCCCUUGAAAGGUUAUUUGGGCAUGUGGCCAGGUUAUACUCAAUUACCACCAGUAGAUCCGAGCAAACCAUUUGGCUUUGGCUUUGGUGCAGCCGAUUAGAGUCAAAAGCAGAAGUAGGAUUAAAUUAUUGUUUAUUAGUGAAGAUAAAUAUUUAAUUAUUUAUUGAAUAAAAGAUUUGAUUGAGUAAA
Drosophila busckii is the source of this 2402-nucleotide messenger RNA. RefSeq names its product thiamine transporter 1. The transcript has 6 exons. Gene Ontology annotation, cellular component: plasma membrane. Gene Ontology annotation, molecular function: vitamin transmembrane transporter activity. Lineage: Eukaryota; Metazoa; Arthropoda; Insecta; Diptera; Drosophilidae. Bases 176 to 1510 code for a protein of 444 amino acids. The record is from RefSeq and is a predicted model, not a curated record. Gene Ontology annotation, biological process: transmembrane transport; vitamin transport.